AUGAGCGGCGCGAGGCAGCGCACGCUAUACCAGAGCUGGGGCUCGAGCGGCCCGGGGACCAACGGCCGCCAGCCCCGGCCUACUGCCAGGGAGAAGCCUGGACCCUCGGCCGCCGCCGCCGCCGCCUCCGCCGCCUCUCGGGACGGCUUCGAGGACGAGGAGGAUGACGACUUGCUCCUGGUGGCCGCCGCGUCCGAGGCCGAGCGAAGCCUGCGUUCGGGGCCCGGCGUCGAGCCGCCGCCGCCCUCCGGCUUCGACCUGUCCUCGGGCGACGUGUGGAUUUACCCCACCAACUACCCGGUGCGGGAGUACCAGCUGAGCAUGGCCCGGGCCGCCCUCACGCGCAACACGCUGGUCUGCCUGCCCACCGGCCUCGGCAAGACCUUCAUCGCCGCCGUGCUCAUGUACAACUACUACCGCUGGUUCCCCUCGGCCAAGAUCGUCUUCAUGGCCCCCACCAAACCGCUGGUCGCUCAGCAGAUCGAAGCCUGUUACAAGGUCAUGGGCAUCCCGCAGGAGCACAUGGCGGAGAUGACCGGGCAGACGUCGGCAAUGGAUCGCCAGAGUAUCUGGGACUCCAAACGAGUUUUCUUCCUAACGCCGCAGGUUAUGGUGAAUGACCUUUCUCGUGGGACUUGCUCUGCAGUUGAGGUGAAGUGUUUGGUGGUUGAUGAAGCUCAUAAAGCACUAGGAAACCAUGCUUACUGCCAGGUUGUGAAGAUGCUGUGUAACUAUACACGUCAGUUCCGUGUUUUGGCUUUGAGCGCGACACCAGGCAGUGACUUAAAGGCUGUACAGCAAGUCCUUUCAAACCUGUUGAUUGCACAUCUAGAGAUCCGAUCUGAGGAUUCCCUGGAUAUUCAGGCCUAUUCCCACCAUCGACAGAUAGAGAAGAUUGUUGUUCACCUAGGAAUUGAGCUGAGUGGUAUCCAAUCGUUAUACUUGGAGGUUUUGAAAGCAUUCACAAGGCGUCUUAUCCAGAUUGGAGCCUUAUUUAAUAAAGAUAUAACAAGUUUAACUAAGUAUCAGAUUGUUCUUGCACGGGAACAUUUCAGAAGAGAUCCACCAGUGAAUAUGAUAGCAGCUCAACGAGGCAUGAUGGAAGGAGAUUUUGCUCUUUGCAUUAGCCUUUAUCAUGGAUACGAACUUCUAUUGCAAAUGGGAACACGAUCCUUAUAUAUCUACCUCAAAGGUAUCAUCGAUGGCUCUAAAGGUAUGAUACGAGCACGAAAUGAACUCAACAAGAACACCAAUUUUAUGAUGAUGUAUCAACAGCUGGACACUCUGUUUGCAAACAGCAGUACACUCAAUCCUAUCGCAGGAAUUGAAAAAGAAAAGCCAUUUAUCUACAGUCAUCCCAAGCUUCAAAAGCUUGAAGAUGUUGUAGUGGAUCAUUUCAAGUCCUGGGUGGAAUCUCAAGAUCUAAGUGCACCUGGAAGAAAAAGUGAUGUGGUGAAUACUCGUGUCAUGAUCUUCUCGUCAUUCCGUGACAGUGUCCAGGAGAUUGCGGAAAUGCUAACCCAACAUCAACCUCUUGUGAAAGUCAUGACAUUUGUUGGACAUUCUUCUGGAAAAAGCAUGAAGGGAUUUACACAGAAAGAACAGCUUGAGGUUGUGAAGCGCUUUCGUGAAGGCGGCUAUAACACAUUGGUUUCUACGUGUGUUGGGGAAGAAGGUUUAGACAUUGGGGAAGUUGACCUCAUUGUUUGUUUUGAUGCUCAAAAGAGCCCUAUUCGCCUGGUGCAAAGAAUGGGUCGAACUGGCCGCAAGCGUAAAGGCAGAAUCGUGGUUAUCCUCGCAGAGGGACGAGAAGAAAAGACCUACAACCAAAGUCAGUGCAACAGGAAGAGCAUUUACAAAACCAUCUUGGGAAAUGGCAAGAAAUCCUUACAUCUCAAUCCAAACAAUCCCCGCAUGAUUCCCGAUGAUGUAAAUCCAGCUGUUCACAAGAUGCACAUAACUACUGGAAAGUAUGAAUCAAAAGACCUGUCAAGACGCUCAUCAAAACUGGGAAGCACGGUCAUUCCUUCCAAGCGCCGCAGAGAAGCAGAACAAUCAAAAUCAAAGCAGGAUGGCUUUUUGACCCCAGCAGAGACUGAAAUAUGGAAUGCAAAAUUUAGAUUAAAAGAUGAUGAUGGAUUCCAGAGACCAAAACUGAAGAAAGUUUCAUUUGAAUCUGUAAAGGAUGAUCUCGAUGUUCUCGACGUGAAUGAAGACACUGGUGCAAUUCGUGAGCUUUCAUUGUCAGAGUGGGCGGUCUGGCAAAAUCGUCCAUUUUACACUCAUUUGGUUGACCAUUCUGAUCGCUGCCUGCACUUCAUAAGUAUUAUGGAUAUGAUUGAGUUGAUGAAACAAGAGGGAGACGACAGGAAUUCAUUAGAAAUUAUGUCCUUUUUAAAUACGGAUGAUGUUUUUGGAGCAGCUCCUAAGGCACCUACCCAAAUUGCACCUGGUCGCCUCGUUGGAUUUCAUCAAAGUAUUCAGAAAAUGCUAAAAUCGAGACACGAAAAAUACAAGUCCAUAAGCAAGUCGAACACAUUAACCAAUGACGAUGAGGAACUAUCAUUUUUCAAAGUAGGUAAAAUGAAAGGAACAAAGAUUCCGUGUGAAGACUUCAAAACGGCAAAAUCCAAGACAAGUGAGGAAUCUCGACAUUCUGUCCUUUGGAAUAGUAAAGAGAAAAACAUUGCAAGUUGUUCUGCAUUCAGCUCCAAGGAAUGUCUCACAAAGCCAAGUAACCAGCCAGAAGAGCAGAUGGAGUUGGACAUGAAUGAGAUCAUGCAGGAAGAGGUUUGUGCCAGUGAAUCACAUCAAAAUCAAAAUGUUCUGAAUAAAAUAGGAGUUGAAACUCUCGGGUGUUUUUCCAAAUAUCGUGAAUUGAACAACAUUGAUUUGGGAUACAAUAGUUUUGUUGAUGAAACUUCAGUGAAUGGGUUAAAUUUGUCCAACCUAUUUUACCUCCCGGACUCUUUCAAAACUCAAGACACAACUCAGCUACCACAGCAAAAAUGCAACCAUGCAAAUCCAAAAAGAAGCAAGAAUUCUUAUUCGCCUACGGCUGAGCUUCCAUCUUGCCAUACAGCAGCACCAGUUCCUGCCAGUAUUCAAAUGGUUUUGGAAAAUGUGAGAGCAUUUCUUAGUGAGUCUCCCCCUCCUUUAGAUAUAUCUCUUCUGUGGGAAGAAGUAAACUACAAAGAAAAUCGAAGAGAUUCUAAUUUGAAAACCUCUCCAGCAAAUAUUCAAAGUGAACAAUUAAUCGAUGAUUCACCAAGAAUCACUACUGAAGCGCAUUUCAAUGAGCCAAAUCUCCAUCCUGAACCUUUUAAUAAUCAUGGUAUUGAUGCUGCGUUAAGUCCUUCCUGGGAUGAUGUAUUUGAUACUGACAGUGAAGAAGACCCAGAAAAAUAUGGUGAAGCUCAACCAAGCGUACACACAAAAGAAUUGCAUGAUCCUUCCAACUGCUUUGCUCUUUCAAACCAAAAACCUGAAACCCACAAUGAUUCUCUGAAAGACACACUGUUGGAAUGUGAGGAGAGCUUGCCGCUGUUUGAAGGUGAGCAGUUGCGAGUUGAUGGUGCUUCAGCUCUUCAUCUCCCCAACUGCAGCAAAAACCAUUCUGUUUUCCAGGAUGUCUCUGGCCUCAGUAGAGAGUUCACUGAGCAACUACAGAUUCCUAAACCAUGUGCCAGUGUAAGUCUGGAUAACCGAGACCCUGAACAAAUGGCAACACGGCCAUUACUUUCCCCUAAUUCUUGCCCAAGACAAAAGCCUGCUGAAAAUGUGCACGUUGAUCAGCAUCGAGGAAAGGCCAAUGAGAGCGAUGUGUAUAAUUGCUCCGAAGAACUAUUUUCUGUGAAUUUUGAUCUUGGGUUUUCUUUUGAAAACCUGGAUUCAAAUUUAGAAACUGGUGAUGACUUGAAUCAAAUGUACAGCAAAACUGCGAAUUCCGCAGAGCAUCGUCUUGUGGACAGAUCAUCUUGUGAGAAGCCAGAGGUAGGAAAGUCAGCACUAGAUAAAUGUCCAUUUGAGAUCCAGGAAAGUAGCAAUAACACAGUUGAGCCAAAAGUAACUUCAGAAGUGCCGAGAUUCAAUAGAUUUAUUUCAACACCGGUGGUGUCUUUCAAACACUCGACUGUAAAAUACGGAAGAACAGAAUUACCUUAUGAGGAAAAACAAGACUUGACAAGAUCAGAGCAUUCUCCACUCCACCAGUUUGAUCAGAAAGAGUCGGUGUCCUCUCCCUUUUCUCCAACCUUUGUAGACAUUUCAACACCAAAACAAAAGUGCAUGUCCUCAUCCAAACUCCACAGUACGGUAUCUUUCACUCCUCCAUCAAAAAAUUCCCAAACUGGUGUUCCGCGCAAUGCUACAAGAAAGUCUGAGAUGAUUAGGAGAACUUUGACUAAGUCAGCAUCAUUUGGUGAAACUUCUGGGACCAAUAACACAAGUGAAGCUCAUGGAAAUAAGAGCAUUUUUCACAAAAUACCUGAAUCACCAGUUAAUGGUGGGUGCACGAGUGGAAGUGAGGAGGAGGUUAUCCGAAGACCUGGUAAAAGAGUCAAUCCCAAAAUUCUGGAGUCUCCUGAGGUACAAGAAACCAGCAAUAUUGAAUCACCUAUUCAUGCCGUCAAAAAGCCCAGGAAAGCACUUGAUUUAAAAGAUACAGACAGUGAUGAUGAUUUCAGAGCAACUUCAGCCAAGAGCAAUAUCAAAAGGUCCAAAAUCUGGAGAAAGCAAGCUGCUCGUCAGUUUCUGGAAGAAGAGGCAGAGCUUUCCUGUGAGGGAGCGGAAGGCGUGUCCUCUGAUGAAGAUAACUCGGAUCAUGAUGAAGCUGCUUUGCGGGAUUUCAUCAAUGACAACUCCCAGCUUUCACAGGCUUUGAAUGAUUCUGAUAUGCAAGAAGUUUACCUGAAAUCUGUUCGAAGUCCAAAUAUUCGUGUUCGGAACAGAAAGGCGAGCAGAAAAAGAGACAUGGCCAUCUUUUCUCAGAUACCUGAACAGGAUGAGACCUAUAUGGAGGACAGCUUCUGUGUUCAAGAGGAAGAGAAUGAUAAUCAAACCGACUUGUUGAGUGACGAUGAGAUUGUUAAUUUUGAUCUCCUUAAUUUUGAUCUCUUCAAUGAAUCCUUUGCCGAAGGAAGAAAGGAGUACAUGACUCGGCGUAGAGCGAGGACAAAACUGGCAGGAAUUGAGAAUAGUAGCGAGGACGCUUUAACCAAAAAGAAGAAAGGGAGUCGAAUCAUUGUAAUUGAAGAUUCGAGUGAAGACGAACUGGAGGUGAACUUGAAUAAGCAAUCAUUGGGGUCACGACAGAGCAGCAGUAAAGAGACUGUCUUAUGUUCAGAAUCAAUCAAAGCAGAUAGUUCUUAUAAAACCCAUGUUUCAAAAACUACUUUGCUCCAAAAACAAGCAGCGUGUGCUGAACAAGAAAAGUCUUCAGAGCUUUACUCGUUGGAAAAAAGGUGUCAGAUGCGCUUGAAUCUCCAGGCGGAUGUAUCUGAAGCACUGGACUUUCAAACGGAGAAAUAUUCAACUUCUGCCCCAGAAGCUGCAUCUACCUCGAGAGUGAAGGGGAGAUUGCAGAGCAAACCUGAACUGGACAGGUUGUGUGCUGUUAAUGUGACAGAAAAAAUGUUGGUGGGUGAUAACAGAUACGUCGCAAGAACAAGUGAAGCAUUACCUAAAGACAGCAGCAUUUCCAUACCUCCAGAUGGAUUUGACCAGGCAGCACCACUGGUGGUACUUGUCGACAGUCGUGAGGUCUCCUCUGGACCAGACCUCAUCUCUUUUCUACGCACAAAGCACGGCAUUAAGACUGGGAUUUGUUCUCUCAGUGGGUGUGAUUAUAUAGUGAGCAACCGGAUGGCUGUGGAAAGAAAGUUGUUGUUGGAAUUCAGUAAUAUUUCAAACCGAAGUAAGCUGGUGGCACAGAUUCAGAGCAUUCAGGCCAUGUUUGAACGGGUCUGCAUAAUUUUGGAGAAAGAUCGAACUAAAGCAGGAGAAACAUCCAGGAUUUUCCACAGAACCAAGUACUUUGAUGGCUUGCUGUCUGCGCUGACUGCCGCUGGAAUCCGAAUGCUCUUCAGCUUCAGCCAGGAGGAAAGCGCUGGUCUGAUCGCUGAUCUUGCCCGGGUUGAACAAAGGAAGAAUGCCGCGAUUACUGUCCCACCAGAGGUCAAAGGCCCUCAGCAACAUGUUCUGCGGUUCUAUCUCAGCAUUCCCGGCAUAAGUUACAUAACUGCUUUGAAUCUCUGUCACCGGUUCAGCACAGUGAAACAGAUGGUCAACAGCUCUGUGGAUGAAAUAGCUGCUCGAACAAAGAUUAGCCGGCGAAGAGCUGAAGAGAUCUACCGUUAUCUUCACUAUAUAUUUGAUCCAGAGAUGGUGCCUGAUCAGGUAGGGUCGACUUGAAGGAAACAAAGUUGAUAGAUGCAAAUAUCUUGAAGAACUGCUACCCUUUCCUUGACCAUGCUCACUGUGACAUGCACUUUAUUUUUAUACUCAUUAUUUUCUGUAUGAAUAUGUAAAUAAAACCCUU
Messenger RNA from Callorhinchus milii (elephant shark), 6538 nucleotides. RefSeq names its product FA complementation group M (gene fancm). The transcript is spliced from 23 exons. The coding region runs from base 1 to 6411 and encodes 2136 amino acids. Gene Ontology annotation, molecular function: ATP binding; nuclease activity; four-way junction DNA binding. Gene Ontology annotation, biological process: replication fork reversal; double-strand break repair via synthesis-dependent strand annealing; interstrand cross-link repair. Lineage: Eukaryota; Metazoa; Chordata; Chondrichthyes; Chimaeriformes; Callorhinchidae. The record is from RefSeq and is a predicted model, not a curated record.